AUGCCCGAUGGCUCGACACAGAUGACUAGGGUGGGGAAACGACAAAGCAAAGGACGAUCUAGACUAGGGUGUCUCACGUGUAGGGCAAAGCAUGUCAAGUGUGAUGAGCGCCUACCCAUUUGCCGGCGGUGCGAGCGGCUGAAUCUCAGCUGCAGUCCAUAUUGGACUCACGAGGCAGCCUCGUCUUCCAGGAGAUCAUCCUCAACGUCUUCUUCACCUCGGAUGCCGCAGCCGAGAAGGCGCCCUGUAGCUCAUGAGGAUAGAUCACCGGUCCAGGACUUCAAUCUCCCGAGCAACAGCCAGGAUCCACCAAGCUGGGCUGUCUUGGAUGAUCUAUCUAGCGAUACCAUAUCGUCUCAGUUCCAACGCGACGAUGUGCAAAGCUCAUCUCUCGCGACCAGUAUGGCACAGGCCUCCGCAUGGGCUCAUUCCCCAGAAUCAUCAGCUCUAGGAACUACACCCUUUUCAGGCAAUGGAGGAGCCAUGGAUUGCAUCAUGACGCACUUAUCACCAGGAUCGCUGCCCCUUGUUAACCACAUUGGUUCGUCCCAGACCGAAAUUAUGGGCCACGGCUGCCUCACUCUUGGCCAUGAGGAAUAUAAGGCUCUGGGACACUAUCAGAAUGGAUUCUGCUUGGUACAUACCUCCAAGGCCGCGGCGUGGUCUUUCCCUGUGCUUCUGCUACAGAAAGUCUCUUACAGCGCCAUCGCUUUGCGCUACGCAGUGGCUGUCGCGCUUCAGGACCUCGAUGCGCGACGCCAUACCGAGGGCCUUACUCUUAGUGGACAAGAGUCAGCGCUGGCGUUUUCGCACUUCACUCGGGCAUCGUCGGCAUUCCGAGAAGCCAUACGGCAACCAGCCAAGCCUGUCGACCACGUUGAGACCCUCGCUACACUCUACUUCCACUACGUCUACCUCACGCACCAACGCGCGGUUGAUAAGGAAGAGCUGCAUAAGCUCAGCCAGGCCGUCGUGCGCUACCUCCAACGUUCAUCGAUAGGGGAUGUGUUGACCAGAUCGGCGACGGAGUCAGUUGCGACAAUGACCCCUUCCAUGCGUAGCUUCCUGUGUCGCCUGCUUCUAUGGGUUUACAGAGAGGAUGUCUAUGCGAUGGGGUAUCGCUGCGCUGGUGAAGUCGCGCGAUACAUGUCGGGCCGUCCAAAACUUCUCCGACGACUAUGCGUGGUCUCACGGCCAGUAUUGCAGCUGAACUGGGGUACUUUGUAUCCAACUGAGCAGCGUCUGGACGACGUUUUCUCGGCUCAGCAUCUGGAUAUGCUAGUUCGAAUGAUCCAACUUCAGUUCCAGAUUACAGAGUUCGGGUGGUCAACAAUGGACUCAGUCAUGUCAGAUGAAUCUUCAGGCACACAAAGACCAGAAGUGCGAAACGCGCAGAUAGAGGAAAAGCUAAAUCUUAUAGAGACGGAAUUUUCUGCUACGUUCCAGAUGAUCACGAUGCCUGAUGAUAACCAUGUAGCCUCGGCAUGCGAUCUUGUUGAAAGCGCUGCCGUAUUCGUGACCAUCUACUACGCGUGGAAAAUGAUCUAUUACCGAUGCGCAGGCAUGCCCGAAGAUAGGAUCCAAGACGUCUUAGCCAUGCUUAUGCAGGCGGCCCAGCAUACCAUACGUAAGGUCCAUCUUAAAGACCUGCGAAGGGCACUUCUGGCGGCUGUGAUUGAGACCAAGAAUCCGAUUCACAAGGACUGGAUCAUGAGCAAGCUCGGGCCGCAAUGGAGAUUGGUGCUCGAACAUGCGCUAGAUAGGCACUCUCGGUUGGGGCAGCACAUCAGUAUCUGGACACUCUAUGAGCUGGCCUCGGAUACCAGCGGCAUUUGGUGA
Fusarium verticillioides 7600 is the source of this 1839-nucleotide messenger RNA. RefSeq lists its product as hypothetical. Bases 1 to 1839 code for a protein of 612 amino acids. Lineage: Eukaryota; Fungi; Ascomycota; Sordariomycetes; Hypocreales; Nectriaceae. The transcript is spliced from 3 exons. The record is from RefSeq and is a predicted model, not a curated record. Gene Ontology annotation, cellular component: nucleus. Gene Ontology annotation, molecular function: transcription cis-regulatory region binding; DNA-binding transcription factor activity, RNA polymerase II-specific; zinc ion binding. Gene Ontology annotation, biological process: positive regulation of transcription by RNA polymerase II.